UGGUACACUGAAAAAUACCAUGGCGUUAAAGCUGUUGCCGGAGGACUUGAGUGAUGUCCCCGCCCAUUUAGCAGACCGGUACGAGGUCCAGGCCGGGCGCUAUUGGGACCUCUUCUACCGCCGUAACACCACAAAGUUCUUCAAGGACAGGCACUACCUGCACAAGGAGUUCCCGGAUCUGGUUGCGGGCCCAGCUACGCUGCUGGAGGUUGGCUGUGGCGUGGGCAACACGGUCUUCCCCUUGCACGAGCUCAACCCCCAGCUUCGGAUAUACUGCUGCGACUUUGCGCCGUCUGCAAUCGAGCUUGUACGACAAAACCCGUUGUACGGCGCUAGCGGAGGCGCCGUAAACGCCUUUGUCGCGGACAUCACGUCAGACAACCUGUCGGCACCUGUGUCAGAAGGCGGCUGCGGCGUGCCGGCGGGAGGGUGCGAUAUGGCCACCAUGAUAUUCGUGUUGUCAGCGAUCAACCCGCAACGAAUGGCGGCGGCUGUUCACAACGUGGCCGCCUGCCUGCGACCAGGCAGCGGGCGGCUGCUGUUCAGGGACUAUGCGGAGGGCGAUCUGGCGCAGGAGCGGCUGGCGGGAGGUGACCGGCCCAAACGACUGGGGCACAACUUUUACGUGCGGGGAGAUGGCACACGAUGCUACUACUUCGAACAGGCGGAGGUGCUGUCGCUGUUCGCGGCUGCGGGGUUCCGCUGCGACUCCCUCACGCUGCACGAACGCACUGUGGUCAACCACAAGCGCGACAUUGCCAUGGACCGGAGGUGGCUGCAGGCGAUUUUCACGUUACAGCAGCCGCUGCCGCCGCCCCUGCCGCUGCCGCUGCUGCUGGCGCAACCGCCGCCGCUGCAGACUCCUCAUCAGCCGCACGCCUCGACGCCACAGGCUCCCAGCAACCCCCACCACCAACAGCAGCAGCAGCCGCCUUCAGAGGAGGGGCAGCACCAGCAGCAGCAGCCGGCUUGGGCAGCUGCAGGAGCUGAGCCGGGAGGAGGCGGCGGCGUGGGUUGCGGGACGCUGGGCGGAGGCGGGAGUUGGCUUACGGGAGCGGCGGGACGUCUGGUGUCGCAUCUGUCGGCGGGGCCCGGCCACCCCACCGCCAGCGUCCGCGCCCUGUUGCCCGACUCCCUGGACGCUGCGGACGACCUGAGGGCCGAGCUCUCCCCCUCGCCCCGCUGUGCGGACAGGCAGCACCUGCACCCGCAGCACCCGCGCCACAGCCCCUUCACGGAGGACCAUCAACAGCAGGGGGAGCAUGGGGAGCAGCAGCAUCCACAGCAGCAAGCAGGGGCAGCAGGGGCUGCUUCCGGCUUGCACAGCUACAUGCAGGUGGAUGGAUGUGGCGGCAGCAGCUGCAACAACAACAGCGAUGGUGGUGGUGGUGGUGGUGGUG
Messenger RNA from Astrephomene gubernaculifera, 1400 nucleotides. Lineage: Eukaryota; Viridiplantae; Chlorophyta; Chlorophyceae; Chlamydomonadales; Astrephomenaceae. The record is from the annotation of a GenBank genome assembly.